Molecule: messenger RNA, 762 nt
Organism: Echinostoma caproni
Lineage: Eukaryota; Metazoa; Platyhelminthes; Trematoda; Plagiorchiida; Echinostomatidae
Source: the annotation of a GenBank genome assembly
AUGGUUACAAGUUUCAAAGACUUGGGUAAAUCUGCGCGGGAGCUUUUCGAUAAGCACUUCAAAUAUGGGCUGUUGAAUUUUGAAUUCAAAACGAAAACGAAAAACGAUAUCGCCGUUACUUGUGGUGGAAAGCACGACACCAAGUCCCAGCAGGUCGCCGGAUACCUUGAGUCAAAGCUGAAACCAACCAAAGGUGUAUCCAUCAAAACCAAGGUUGAUUCCAACUGGGUUGUCACCACGGAUGUGGAAGUUGAGAAGAAACUCCACAAAGGGUUGUCUCACAAUGCUGUGGCAACUGUGGAAACUGAAUCAGGGAAAAAAUCGUUGCAGCUAAGGAACAAGUUUAAGCAUGAUCUGGUCAACGUUGGAUUUGAUAUGGACUUCAAUUCUAGGUAUCCGUUGGUGACGGGUUCAUUUGUUGUUCCAGUACCUAAUUUUGAGGCCGUUGUUCUGGGAGCCCAAGGUGUGGUUGAAACUGAGCCAUUCAAAUUGAAGAAACAUGUGUACACUGUCGGAUUCAAACAAGACGAUUUGCGGCUAACGGCGUCGCUCAUCGAUCAUGCGAAUAUAGAUUUGAGCGUUUACCAAAAACACAAAGACAUGAAGAUGGCUUUCAAGGUUGGUUGGAAAAAGGAAACCCGUGAAACUAGUUUCGGUGCGGCUGUCCAAUACAAAUUGUCCCCGAAGAGCAACGUGAAAGUCAGGAUUGAUCACAACUGCAUUGUCGGCGUUGCUUACAAGCUGAAGUUAGACUCAGGUUAG